AUGAUUAGAAUAAUUCACUCUUCCUCUUUAGCACUAAUCCUUACCUUAACCUUCCUAGUCCUUGUUGUACUUGAUACCUGUAAUGCAGAAUCAGAUGACAUAGCCAUUUACUGGGGUCAAUUUGAUGGUGAGGGAAGCCUAUCUGAAACAUGUGCAACAGGAAAGUACUCCUACGUAAUCUUAGCUUUCCUAAACAUAUUUGGAAAUGGCAAAACCCCUGAAAUCAACCUUGCAAGUCAUUGUGACCCUGCUUCCAAUGGUUGCACUAUGUUAAGCACAGACAUCAAGAAUUGCCAAAAGCAAGGGAUCAAAGUCUUGCUCUCCAUUGGCGGGGCAGAUGGAGAUUAUGGUCUAGCUUCCUCUGAUGAUGCUAAAAAGGUUUCUGAUUACUUGUGGAACAAUUUCUUGGGUGGCACCGACAACUCCUCUUCACGCCCACUUGGGGAUGUUAUAUUAGAUGGCAUUGAUUUUGACAUAGAGAACUCCACACAACAACACUGGGAGGAACUUGCACGUUACCUCAAGUCACAUAACACCUCAAGAAAAAAGGUUUACUUGAGUGCAGCACCUCAGUGCCCAUUUCCUGAUAGUGAAAUGGGCAUUGCCCUUGACACAGGAGUUUUUGACUAUGUUUGGAUACAGUUCUACAACAAUCCUGGCUGUGAAUAUAUCCAAAGUAAUGUCAACAACUUGUUGAGUUCAUGGAAUGAAUGGACAACAUCAUUAAAAGCAGGAAAAGUCUUUUUGGGGUUGCCAGCAUCUCCUGCAGCAGCAGAUAGCAGGUAUGUUCCAGUUGAUUUGUUGGUAUCUACCAUUCUUCCUGUCAUAAAGAAGUCACCUAAUUAUGGUGGUGUAAUGCUGUGGGCAAUAUACUACGAUAAGCAAACUGGAUAUAGCACCUUCAUCAAAAGUUCUCUUUGCACACAACAAAACCCCUCUGAAUGCGGAGGAAAUGACAGUCACAAAGAGGAUGGAAAAAUGAACCAAAAGAAGGCAUUACCUGAAAUUGAAGGCAAUGGAGUGGCAGUGCUUCCUGAAAGAGAGUGA
Molecule: messenger RNA, 1047 nt
Organism: Abrus precatorius (Indian licorice)
Lineage: Eukaryota; Viridiplantae; Streptophyta; Magnoliopsida; Fabales; Fabaceae
Product: hevamine-A-like
Exons: 2
Coding region: 1-1047 (348 amino acids)
Biological process (GO): carbohydrate metabolic process
Cellular component (GO): extracellular region
Molecular function (GO): chitinase activity
Source: RefSeq, a predicted model, not a curated record